Ooceraea biroi (clonal raider ant) is the source of this 1969-nucleotide messenger RNA. It is a transcript of the gene mTerf3, whose product is annotated as mitochondrial transcription termination factor 3. Gene Ontology annotation, biological process: regulation of DNA-templated transcription; mitochondrial ribosome assembly; mitochondrial transcription. The record is from RefSeq and is a predicted model, not a curated record. Gene Ontology annotation, cellular component: mitochondrion. Gene Ontology annotation, molecular function: double-stranded DNA binding. Lineage: Eukaryota; Metazoa; Arthropoda; Insecta; Hymenoptera; Formicidae.
ACUCGUUAGAUUUACCGUAUACUGUUGGGUUGAUCGAAAAGUCCAUAGAGAUGGUUUUUUUUAGCAAAAUUUAAACAAAAAUUUGUAUUACGAAUUUUGCUAAAAAAAUCUACAUGGACUUUCCGGUUAACUCAAUAUGAUACUUAUAAGUUGAUUGUUUUAUUUUUUUAUUUUCUUAGUGCAAAUUAUUGUCAGGCACUACGUUUACGCGAGCGUAUGUUAUUUCUGUAGUAAUUUACUCGAAUUAUAUAAUUAGCGUUAGGCUGGUAUUCAUCUUAAAACAUAUACUUACUCAAAUUAUCGUAACUUGUGAUAAUUUGAGUAAAGUACUACAAAAAUAACGCUUGUGCAAACAUAGUGUCUGUGAUUAACAAUCCCAGCAAACACAAUUAUACAUUAUAUUAUUAUAAUAAAUUGAAAUGUAACAGGUAGUACAACAAAGAGCCUUGGACAUUUUUUGGUCGAUGGAUUAAUAGCCAGUAGAGCAACUUCCUUAUUCCUCAUGGCUCUUCAUUCAGUUGAAAAUAUUUGAUAGAGUUGCGCUUCUGUGCAUAUGUGUAUCACGAGAUUGUACAAGAUAACCUAUAUUUGUCAAUAUUAUUAAAUAUAUAUAUUUUUGGACGAAGUUUACAAGAAAUUUAAAGACAGAAAGAGAAAGAGAGAGAGAGCAAUUUAUUGGUUUUAUUUAAAUCCUUUUACAUUUAUAUAAAUUAUAAAUGUUCAAUAUGCCAUUUCAACGAUGCUAUUCACUUGUAUCAAUGACGCGGCCGGUUGCAACGAAUUUAAUUACACGAUUUAUAUCCAGAAGUCCCAGGCUCGGACAAUGUUUACCAAAGGAUACCGACAAAAGUCAAGACAACAUUAUGAUUCCUGAAUCAAACAUUUUAUCGAAUACGAAAACCGAUGAUGGAGGUUAUACAUUGGAGCCUCACAGUAAUCUAAACAAUAAUGCGAGCGCGACUCCGGUCGCUCGUAUUCAGCAAAUUAUCACCAGUGUGCCCAACGAAGAUUCUCUCGAUGACUCUGAAAUUGAUGAAACAUUGCCGGAGCCUUUAGAUAGGUGCACCGAGGAUAUAUCUGACAUCGGUCCAUAUCUUACUCCGACUUGCACUUUUGCGAAAUACGCAAACAAAUCCCGCACGGUUCAACAGCUAGUGAAGCUCGGUGUCAGCUUGUACAAACUCGAAUCGAAUCCUGAUGUGGUGAAGUUCAUUCUGGGCCUUGACUUUGAACGGGACAUCCAACCAUAUAUAAGGUUCCUGCACGAUUGUGGUGUUCCUGCCAAUUACCUAGGUAAAUUUCUUACAAAGAAUCCUCAUAUCCUGAAAGUAGACAUGGAUGAUCUGCACACAAGGAUAAGAUACCUGAGGGCGCACGAGUUUAGCACGGAUCUGAUAAAGGAUAUAAUCUGCAAUAAUCCCAACUGGCUGCUGUACAGUACAAAGGAUAUAGACGGUCGGCUUGGUUACUUCCAAGCGACUUUCAAACUCAAUGGUUCAGAAGUAAGGUUCUUGACGAGUAAGGCACCCAAGGUGGUAACGUACAAGAUGUCACACCUGAUGAGUAACACAUUGACCAUCAAAGAGGAUAUGGAGUUUGAUCCAAGACAAGCAAAAGUGCUGUUAAUCAAAGUCCCAAAAAUAUGGGUAAAAAAUCGCACAAGAUUGUUAGACACGUUUGAGUAUGCACAUAACGAAAUGCAACUGCAACGUAAUUUUGUCGUGCAAAUGCCUCACAUUUUGCUGUGCAGGAAAACUAGGCUGCAGCAAAGGCAUUCGUUCUUAGUAGAGAUGAAACGGGCGCAGUACGAUCCUACCAAACCGAUGUACGUUUCGCCACGAGAUUUAAUUAGUGGUACGGACGUAGACUUUUGCAAGAAUAUUGCAAAGACAUCUGUCGAGGUUUAUAAUGAGUUUCAAAAACUCUUUUAAUUUUAGUGUAAAGAUAAAUAAAUAUUAACAAACACGCG